CCAGAAACGACGCUACUCUUCCUCUCUUUCUGUCUGUCUACCUCUUUUACGCACUCUCUCAAGAGGAAGUGCUUCUGUCUCCGUUUCUGUCUCCCCGCCCAGGAAAUGGCUUUCCUUCAUGCGGUUACUAUGCCAACCGGCUCCAGCCGCUGUCUUGUGCCGAAGUGAGCGUGAUAAUGGCAUUACUCACACUGUGCUCCUCUCCUCCCUCUAUCCCUCCAUCUCUCUAUCAUCCAUCCAUCUAUUUCUCUACCCUUUAUUUGCUUUUAUCCUCCCACCACUCGUCUGCAACUCUCGCCUGUCGUUUCGCAUCGUGUGUCGUCUCAUUUCAUCUCUCCAUCUCAUCUCUCCUCCUCACUUUCACUUUCUCGUCCGCCCUUCUCCUCUUCCCAUCUCUCUAUCCGCGCUGGGGGUGUUGUAAGCCCUCCAGAGGAGCACAGCCAUAGUGGCUGCUCUUAUAGCAUCACUGUCAGGCAGGGAGGAGGUUCUUGCUGCCCCCCCUAUCCCCAUCUCCCCUCCUCCACCACCGCCACCAUGCUCCCCUACCCUCCUCCACCACCCCUGACACACAUACACACAUCCCCCUUGCUCCCGUUACAAACAAACCGCUGGGUUUAACGUACAGUACCUCGGCGGAGGCUGCGGGCGUCUCGGUCUUUAAAUAAUCUAAUGGUGCAUAAAGGCGUUUGUGUGUGCGCGUGUUUUCGUGUGUGUGUAGCUUUACUUUCGGGAGAGGGAUAGGGAGGGGAGAAAGAGAGAGAGGGGGGAAGGCGGAGAGAGCAAACGUGAGUGAAAGUGUUGUCAGCCAUUUUUCUCAUCUUUUUUUCCUGUUUUCUGCUUUAUUAUCGGCGCGCCGCUGCUCUCCGGCAGGAGAUGUGAUUGUCAAGUGCGCGGAGAGACGAAGCAGGCAUUUUCUUCGCUUGGAUGAAAGGAUAUUUUUUCUCUCUCUUCUUCCUCUUCUUCCUCCUCCUCUGUGGUUUUAAGAUAUUUCUGUGGGAAGCAGCGGGGAGGCUGGAAUAAACGCAGAAAGCUGGUGUUGGUCUGGAGAGUCUAAUCAGGCCAAGGAACAGCGGAUACUCCCAAAACUGUCAAGCCGCCGCCUCCUUCCAGAGAGACGGCGCAGGCGAGGGAGGGGAGAGGGCAGGUGGCUUUGGAUGAAGAUGGGGGUCUAUGCUGUAGCAUAGAGCAGGUCCGGGAUGUUAGAUUUUAGCCCGGCGAACAUUUUUUCAUUAUGAAACCAUUAGCAGCAUCAGACAGCAAUGGAGUCCCGAGCCAGCAAGAUAAAACCCCGCUCCCCGCAGACUUCAGCAGACUUCACCUGGCCGACGGCUUGCACCCACAGGUGACCCACGUCUCCUCCAGCCACUCAGGAUGUAGUAUCACCAGCGACUCUGGAAGCAGCAGCCUGUCAGACAUUUACCAGGCCACAGAGAACGAGCCAGGUGACAUGGACCUGAGUGGCCUGCCAGAGACCGCCGUCGACUCCGAGGAGGACGACGAUGAGGAGGACAUCGAGCGGGCGUCGGAUCCCCUCAUGAGCCGGGACAUUGUGCGUGACUGCCUGGAGAAGGACCCGAUGGACAGAACCGAUGAUGACAUAGAGCAAUUACUGGAGUUCAUGCAUCAGCUGCCAGCAUUUGCAAACAUGACCAUGUCAGUGAGGAGAGAACUCUGCGCCGUCAUGGUUUUCGCUGUGGUCGAGCGCGCCGGCACCAUCGUUCUCAAUGAUGGAGAGGAGUUGGAUUCCUGGUCAGUGAUUCUGAAUGGUUCGGUGGAAGUGACGUAUCCAGACAGCCGGACAGAGAUCCUGUGUAUGGGGAACAGCUUUGGGGUGUCACCAACCAUGGAAAAGGAAUACAUGAAGGGUGUGAUGAAGACCAAGGUGGACGACUGCCAGUUUGUGUGUAUAGCCCAGCAGGACUACUGCUGCAUCCUCAACCAGGUGGAGAAGAACAUGCAGAAGGUGGAGGAGGAAGGUGAGAUUGUUAUGGUGAAGGAACACCGCGAACUGGACCGCACCGGCACCAGGAAAGGACACAUAGUAAUCAAGGGCACACCGGAGCGUCUCACCAUGCACCUAGUGGAGGAACACUCAGUGGUAGACCCCACCUACAUCGAGGACUUCCUGUUGACCUACAGGACCUUCCUCUCCAGCCCCAUGGUCGUGGGCAAGAAGCUCCUUGAGUGGUUCCACGACCCCAGUCUCAGGGACAAGGUUACACGGGUAGUCUUGCUGUGGGUAAACAAUCACUUCAAUGACUUUGAGGGUGACCCUGCCAUGACUCACUUUCUGGAAGAGUUUGAGAACAAUCUGGAGAAAGAAAAAAUGUGUGGGCACCUCAGACUGUUAAAUAUAGCGUGUGCUGCUAAAGCCAAGCCGCGGCUGGUGACACUGACCAAGCCGUCCAGGGACUCUCCACUUGCAUUCAGCCUUCUCGGAGGUCAGGAGAAAGGUUUCCGCAUCUUUAUUGAUGCUGUGGAGCCUGGGAGCAAGGCAGCAGAAGCCGGCCUUAAGCGUGGAGAUCAGAUCUUGGAGGUCAAUGGGCAGAACUUUGAGAAUGUCCAGCUCAGCAAAGCUAACGAGAUCCUGAAGAACAACACCCACUUGUCCAUAACUGUGAAAACAAAUCUUCUAGUGUUCAAAGAGCUUCUAACAAGGCCAGAACACGACCAUGAUUUGGAUGGUGAGGAAGAGCAUGACAGAAAGAACGGGGCACCCCACCUUCCAAAGAUUGGAGACAUCAAGAAGGCCAGCCGCUACUCCAUCCCCGACCUGGCAGUGGAUGUGGAGCAGGUGAUGGGCCUGGAGAAAGUCAGCAAGAAAGCGAAGACCAACACGGUGGGAGGACGCAACAAGCUGAAGAAGAUCUUCGACAAGACACUCACCAGCAUCCUGCCGCCUAAACCAUACAAUGACGUUUGCGUGGGCCAAUCACAGGACGACAGCAUCGUGGGGAUGAAACAGUCCAAACAGAUCCCACCAGCUCUGCCUGUCAGUGGAAACCUCUCGUCGUCCAACCCAGACCUUCUGCAGUCACACCACCGCAUCCUUGACUUCAACAACCAGCCUGAUAUGUCAGACCAGGUAUUACGAGUCUUCAAAGCUGACCAGCAGUCUCGGUACAUCAUGAUCGGGAAGGACACAACGGCUAAGGAGGUGGUGGCCCAGGCCAUCAGGGAGUUUGCCCUGACAGCAGCACCAGAGGCAUAUUCUCUGUGUGAGGUGUCCGUCACACCAGAGGGUGUCAUCAAACAGAGGCGAUUACCAGACCAGCUUUCUAAACUAGCCGACAGGAUUCAGCUGAGCGGCAGAUACUACCUGAAGAGCAACAUGGAGACAGAGACGUUGUGUUCAGAUGAGGACGCUCAAGACCUCCUUCGAGAAGGCCAGAUCUCUCUGUUACAGCUCAGUACAGUGGAGGUGGCCACUCAGCUCUCAAUGCGGGCCUUUGAACUUUUCUGUGCCAUCGAGCCCACUGAAUAUAUCGAUGACCUGUUCAAGCUGCGCUCCAAGACAGGCUCAGCCAGCCUGAAGCGCUUUGAAGAGGCCAUCAAUCAUGAGACGUUCUGGGUGGCCACAGAGGUGACACGGGAGCCCAACCAGCUGAAACGCAUGAAGACCGUCAAGCACUUCAUCAAGAUCGCCCUGCACUGUCGCGAGUGCAAGAACUUCAACUCCAUGUUUGCCAUCAUCAGUGGUCUGAAUCUGGCUCCAGUCUCCAGACUGAGGGGAACAUGGGAAAAGCUACCUAGCAAAUACGAAAAGCUGUUCGGGGACUUGCAGGACCUCUUCGACCCUUCCAGAAAUAUGGCCAAGUACAGAAAUGUCCUCAACAAUCAAAACCUCCAGCCACCAAUCAUCCCCCUGUUCCCUGUCAUCAAGAAGGACCUCACAUUCCUACAUGAAGGCAAUGACUCUAAAGUGGACGGUCUGGUGAACUUUGAGAAGCUGAGGAUGAUUGCCAAAGAAAUUCGCCACGUUGGUCGCAUGGCGUCUGUCAACAUGGACCCGGCCCUCAUGUUCCGGACAAGGAAGAAGAAAUGGAGAAGUUUAGGGUCUCUAAGCCAGGGUAGUGCCAAUGCGGCAGUGCUCGAUGUCACCCAGACAGGGGGGCACAAGAAGCGGGUGCGUCGCAGCUCCUUCCUGAACGCCAAAAAGCUUUACGAGGACGCCCAGAUGGCGAGGAAGGUCAAACAGUACUUGUCCAACCUCAGCCUGGAGACGAACGAGGAGAGUCUGCAGACACUCUCGCUGCAGUGUGAGCCCUCCAUCAGUACGCUGCCCAAGAAUGCCGGUGGGAAACGACCAGACACCUCCCCAGUCGUGUCCAGAGCUGCCAGUCAGCAAAGGGGCCAGUUGGCCAAAGGAAACCAGGCUCUCCAGGUCCCCGCUGUGGCCCUCUACCCAUCCCGAAAGAAAGUGCCAGUCAAAGAUCUGCCGCCUUUCGGCACCAGUUCCCCACAGUCUCUGAAGAAGAUCCUGUCUCUGUCAGAGGAAGGGACCGAAAGGCACCGGAGGCAGCCAGAAGACACAGUGUCCAACGCCUCCUCCCAGCUCUCCUCCCCUCCCACCUCCCCCCAGAGCUCGCCCAAGAAGGGUUACAACAGGACAGCAGACGCCUACUCAGACUCCGGUCACAGUGAGAUCUCCUCUCGCUCCAGUCUCGUCAGUAACUCGUCUUUCGACAUGGCCCAGGAGGAGAGGAGACUCCGCCACUCUGGAGGAGUUGGGGAGUCUCACAUUGGGGGACCGCGGCUGGAACGAAGAGCCACCACUGACCCCGACCAGUACAGCCUUGGGUCAUAUUCAUCGAUGCAGGACUGUCGGGGUAUUUACGCCGGCUGCCCUACAGUGCUCUCCUCGCCCAGUUCAGAGGAGCUAACUCAGGAUCAGGGCGAUCGUGUUUCCCUCGAUGCUGCAGACAGCGGCCGCGGCUCCUGGACUUCCUGCUCCUCUGGUUCCCAUGACAACAUCCAGACCAUGCAGCAGGGACGUAGCUGGGAGACUCUGGCUUUUGGUGGAGGUGGAGAGGCCUUUUUAGGAGGACCUGCUGCACUGUGGGCAGCACAGGCCAGGGGGAGCUGGGCGUCAGCCAGCUCCUCUUCAUCCUCAGCUGCGUACUGGGGAGAGGACUCUGAGGGUGACACUGGCACCAUCAAGAGGAGAGGAGGGAAGGACGUCAACGCCGACCCAGAAACAAGUAGCAUCACAUCCACCGGGUCAGAGGAGGCCAAACAGCUCAGCCGGCCAUCUCCAUCACCCAUCACCGCUGGGGGUAAAGGCCUCAUUUCACGAAAAGAAGGCCGCUACCGUGAGCCGCCCCCAACUCCCCCUGGCUACACUGCCCUGACCAUCUCUGACCUCGCCGAAGGACAACACCCAACCCCGUCGGUCCCCACGACCACAGCGACCCACUCAGGCCGCCGGCCACCAGACUACACCACAGCUCUACAGCGCUCACGCAUGGUUACCCAGUCGCCUGACUCCCACCAGGCCCACCAGGGGGUGAAACAGCGGGCAGGUGGCCUCCACCGCACUCGCUCACCGGCCGAGGAGCAAGAGCCCGAUGAGGAAGAGGAGGGUGAGUCCUUGUCUUCCAAACUAGUCGCUCUGAGGAAGCCAAAGCCAGUGGCACAGCAUACACCUGAGACUCCCAGACCAUGAGAGUGUGUGUACGGGGGUUAACAGGCAGGGCCCCUCUCCCCAAGGCAGAGGAUGAACAGGUGUCAGCAGUGUGAGGGACAGCGGUGGACGUCCUUUUGCAGUAACUUGAAGUCCCCCUGGUUCGGGGUGGGCAGGAUUAAAGAGACAGACAGACAGACAGACCAAUAAACUCAUCAUCAGUUACGUACGUGCCUGCCUCCUCCACUUGGCUCUCCCUCCUGAUCGGUGGAUUCCUCUGCUCGUCUCCCUCCACUGCCUUAAAGCAUCAUGGGGGGUUGAAUGACCCUGCAUGCAAAAAAUACUGUGAAGAAGAAGAGGAGAUGGAGAGAAGGUCAAAGACAAUAACAAAAUGCCUGGCACUUUGGAAAAAAAAAAAGACUACAGAAACCUAACUGGCGCCGACCUGGCUGCAUACACACAAAACCACAUAGAUGUUGCUGUUUGAAACGGGGCCGGCUCCUUAAGACCGGCCACCCCCCACCCAGCGACAAAAACCCCCAAACCCACCUGUUAACACAACAGCAUCAUGACGUGUUGAGCUUCAUCUGCACUUUCUCAUUUUCUACUUUCUAAAAACAGAACAAAGUAAAAACAACAAGAGACUAUUGUUUGAAGACAGAGAGAAACAACAGUUGACUUGACUCUUAGUUUUCAACUUCCCUCUAGAUUUCAUUUCUUUUCUCUUUUUUUUUUUUUGUUUCAUUUUCUUUGACUGAUUGCACUCUGGGGGGGCCCAAAAAGAGAAACCAAGUCAGCCCAUCAUUUCUCUGCUUGGACUGAAACAACCCAUCUGUUGUUGAGUGUUUGAACUCUUAAAUCCAGUAUUAUCUCAUGUUUCACAUGUGAAAGCUUAUCAAGUGUUGGUUCGAAUCAAAGCUAGGAGGGAAGAUCUAUCGGGAGAAUCAACACGCACAGUGUACUGACAUACCUAUGUGCACACAUACACACACACACACACACACACACACACACAUACACAGAGUACACUUUAUGUACCAGUACAUACACAAAAACACAGUUCAUUUCUUAAAAAAUAAAUAAAAUAAAUAAAAUAUAAUAGCACUUUCAGCACAAUCCUAGAUGUUACCAGACGUUUGGCCUGGAUAGCAGGGUAUGAGUGAACCAUGUCUUACUGUCAUCCCACCGUGGAGCUUGUCUGGUUAUAUCAAAGUCUCUUCAUGAUCCUGUGGCUUGCUGUUACAACGAGAGCGUGCUGUUUUUAUUAGUUACCUGUAGGUGAUAUCAAAAAGCACAUAGGUGAUUGACCACCCACCGAAAACUGAGCAAACACGUUGGUCUCUACAGCGCAUCAGAGGUACACGAGGUAACUAAAAUAAAUCACAAAGUGCAGCAGCAGUAGAGAAGAUUGAAGCCUGUAGAUUCACCCUGUUUGCACAAAUUUAAGAGGUCAUGUCAGACUGGCAGGAAUUCUUAUCAUUUAUGAAUCAAAGUACAAAAUGGAAGCGAGCACUCACUGACAUUAGAAGUUGCCUCGUGUUCCUUUAUUGUGGCAUGAAGGGAACACAGGGUGGUAAACAGCAGAUUUCAUGAGCUGCCAAUGUGUAAAAUUGUGAGUGUACCUCUAACUAUCUACUUUUACAAAAUGAUCUUGUACAGAGUCUUAUAAUACACAUAUUUCCCUUCAAAAUAAAGGAUCCACAAAUUCAGAUUUGGCUUCCCCCCCCAACCCCCCCAACCUGAACUUACACCACAUAUUGUGAAUGUCCAAAGCGCCUUACGAUGCCAUGAUUGCAUACAUUUCUUUGCAUGGUUGCUCUCAUCAUGAAUCACCUUGUUUCAAGAGCAGUCUUGAAUCAAGCAAUAGCGGAGUGAAAUGCCUUAUUCAAGAUACUUCCCCUGACUUAUUUUGUAAUAUAUUAAGACUCAGUACAAGAUGAAGUCGAGCAUUUUCAUUUCUGUUUUAUUGUUACGUGGCUUCGGACAGCAUCAUCAGACUCUGGCUGUGGCUGUGGCUGUUACGUGUCACGGUGUGAUAGAUCUUUUUGUCUACACACAGUGACCCUGCAACCUCUUCCUCUGCUGUUGUGUUACUAGAAUCAUCUCAAAAAAGGAAGAAAAAAACUCCUCUCACCUGUUACAGACGUCAGCUCUGUGGAUGCUGUAUGUAUAUCGCUAACGCCUGCAUCCAGUUUUCCACCAUAUCUUGCCAUCAAUGGAAGUGACUGAAGAUUUUGAUUUUUUUUUUUUUUCCUUUGACUCCGGUGGGGAAGCUGACAUAUGAAGAAACUUUUUUUUUCAAGGCUGCCAAUCAGAACGAUUAGAAAUCCAAUUGUGAAAAAUACCUUUUUUUUCCUUCUAUCACUGAUUCGCACUGAUCACAUUGAUCAGUCUUGGAAACUACAGACUGAGAAAAAGAUGAAUGAGUGCAGUGUUUUCCACUGUGUUCUGUGACUACAUACUAAUAAUUUCCUGGGUUACUUUUGUUUAUUGUAAUUUUUUUGUAAUGGCUGCAGAUAGAUUGUUAAUAAUUUGUUUGUAUUACAGUGGUGACAUGCAUCAUUCACUUUCAUUCAACUCUGAAGAUAAUGUGCAUAUUAGCAGGCUGAGUCCUAUUUCGAAAAACAAAAAGUUGCACAAAAAUGUACAAGCGUAAAGAUAAGUGUAGUAGGUAGAACUGCUACUCCGUUUGAUGUGUGAUGUCAGUGAGAAAUGUACAUUUAGCUGGUGAUGACCUUCUGUUCUUCAUUCUUUCUUGUACUACUUUGACCUGUAUGUCUUUUAAAAAGACAAUUGGUGGAGUAUGUAUCAGUUGUUUUUGUAUUUUUAAUACAAUAAUUGUAAAUAUUGGUUAUAUUUUUGUUCAAAUGUACUAUGUUUAUGCCUCAACAUCCAGUUUAUAUGAAGCUGGUAAUCAAUAAAUACUGCAUAAAGAAUCAA
This is a messenger RNA of Lates calcarifer (barramundi perch), 8563 nucleotides long. It is a transcript of the gene rapgef2b, whose product is annotated as Rap guanine nucleotide exchange factor 2b. The record is from RefSeq and is a predicted model, not a curated record. Gene Ontology annotation, biological process: positive regulation of ERK1 and ERK2 cascade; small GTPase-mediated signal transduction. Lineage: Eukaryota; Metazoa; Chordata; Actinopteri; Centropomidae. Gene Ontology annotation, molecular function: protein binding; guanyl-nucleotide exchange factor activity.